Zychaea mexicana is the source of this 2541-nucleotide messenger RNA. Its product is annotated as P-loop containing nucleoside triphosphate hydrolase protein. The record is from RefSeq and is a predicted model, not a curated record. Gene Ontology annotation, molecular function: ATP binding; ATP hydrolysis activity; ABC-type transporter activity. Gene Ontology annotation, cellular component: membrane. The transcript has 10 exons. Lineage: Eukaryota; Fungi; Mucoromycota; Mucoromycetes; Mucorales; Lichtheimiaceae. The coding region runs from base 1 to 2100 and encodes 699 amino acids.
AUGAAGGAACUCGUUGCAAAUGUGAAGGGUCCAUCAGAAUGGUUUUGCAAGGAUGGAAUCGAUUGCUGGUAUAAUGAAUACUCGACCUUGGUAAGCGUUUUUCCGGAUAAUAUACGCCUGAACUGCGAUGUUGGCGAAUGUGCGAACGAGCAAGACUAUCUUGAUGUCCAUCCUAUCGAACGCGAGUUUUCCCAGUUCACCGAAACCGUCAUUCUAUCGGCCAUUGUCUUGGCUUGUAUCGUAAUGUAUAUAGUCGUCAAGGUAACUGCACGACGACAGCAACGCAUGUUUGGCUCUCGGAUAGAGCUAGAUAACUAUGACGAGAGCGAGGCCGCGGCUCAAGAGAUGGAAAUGCUUGAGGAUAUGCGCAAGGAGGUGCUGCUAACGUUUGAUGAUAUCUGCUAUACUGUUGGUGGUAAGAACGUCUUGUCCGGAAUAUCAGGCUAUGUUGAGCCCGGCGAACUAUUGGCUGUAAUGGGGCCAUCAGGAGCUGGAAAAUCUUCGUUGCUGGACAUUUUGGCGCGGAAACACAAACGCGGUGUUGCUAGUGGUAGUAUCAUGGUCAAUGGCGUUGUACCAACGCGACGGCGGUUCAAGCAAUUGUCUGGUUUUGUUGAUCAGGACGAUACGCUGAUGGGAACACUGACUGUGCGAGAAACUUUGAUGUACGCUGCUUCUCUCCGUCUGCCACGCAAGAUGAGCGUGCGGUUAAAGCAGAAACGAGUGGCCGAUGUAAUACAUGAACUCGGGUUGGAAGCUAUUGCGGAUUCACCUAUCGGAACUCCCGGUCAGCGAGGUAUCAGUGGCGGUGAAAAGAGGCGUGUGAGUAUUGGCAAAGAGCUGGUGACUAGCCCAAGCCUACUAUUCUUGGACGAACCAACCAGCGGUCUGGAUGCAUUCAAUGCUGGUGUCGUGAUGGAAUGUCUUCGCAAAUUAAGUAAACAGGGGCGAAGAACUGUUGUUGUUACCAUACACCAGCCUCGAUCGAAUAUUUUCAAGAUGUUUGAUUCAUUGAUGCUUCUCGCUGGAGGACAUACGGUGAGUGAUACUAAAAUCGACCUUACUAUGAAACGACCAGAAGAUGCAGACGAUCGCCCAGAUGACCGCUCAUUUUCCUUACCACGAAGUCGUGCAUCAUCUAUAACUAGCACACAACAGCUAGACGACCUUCGACCGUCCGAAGAAUCGCGACAGCUUAUAUCCGAUACAGUGCGAGAAAUGAAUAGCCAUGAACCACAACCCUCCUCCGAAUUUACACUUUUAUCCGAGUCCAACCACGCCUAUCAUCUUAUUGAAUCAUACAGAUCAUCUAAUAUUUACAGCGCUGUGCGUUCCAAGAUAAGACAAUCUAGCAACAAUAAUUCAACAAAUAAUGCGCGAUACUCGGUUUUAUUCUGGCAAGUUGGCGUUGAUUUGUCUGGUGUCCAAAACAGACUUGGCGUGCUGUUCUUUAUGUGUGCAUUACUCGGCUUUGCAUCAACAAGUGCACUAGACAUGUUCAGCAGGGAGCGUGUUUUGUUUAUGCGCGAGCGGGAAAACGGAUACUACAGCCCUGCCAGCUAUUUUUGCGCCAAGGUUUUGUUCGACAUUGUGCCGCUGCGCGUCCUUCCUCCACUGGUGAUGGGCUCGCUUAGCUACUAUAUGGUCGGACUGAAUCCUGCAUUACCUGUGUUUGGCAAAUUUCUGCUCGUACUCGUCCUGUUCAAUCUAGCUGCAGCAGGCGUAUGCCUUUGUUUUGCAACGGCAUUCAAGAAUGUUUCAGCUGCCAAUCUGCUUGCCAGUCUUGUCAUGCUCUUUUCCAUGUUGUUUGGAGGUUUCCUUCUUAAUAAAGAUCAUAUUCCUGGUAUUCUAAAUUGGCUCAAGUAUCUGAGUUUUUUCAACUACGGAUACGAAGCGCUGAUUGUCAAUGAGCUCAAGGACAUCACACUGCGAGACAAGUCAAUUGCCGAUAUUCAGAUCCCUGGGCCAGUGAUCCUUGCUCGAUUUGGAUUCAACGGACAAGCAUUUUGGGCUGACGUAGUACGACUCUGUCUGUUUGCCAUCAUCACUUUAUCAACGUCAUUUGUAUUUUUAAAAUAUCUCGUAAAAGAGCGCCGUUAAUAAUAACUUAUGCAAAUGCGGAUGAAUAUUUUCUUCCUUGUCUUUAAAAAAGAAAUAGGUGCCCCUUAGAAUGAUAUGGAAUAGGAUGGCGAGGGAUUGAAGUGACACGUCGAUGAACAGGGGGUGCGAGGGCGGGGCUGGACAGACAAAUGUGGACAGGGUUGUGUAUGGAUGAGUGUACAUUAUAACGUAUAUAUGAAGUAAGACAGGGUCUGUCUUCUUCUGCAAGGGAUAUAUGUGUCUACUUUUUAUGAAACAAUGCCUUCAGUUGUUUGCCUAAUGACUUUUUGCCCACCUCGCCGUUUGGCGGUGAUGGAGGAAGUUCAGCAGGCUGUGAUGCUUCUUGCUGUUGCUGUUGCUGCGGUGGAGUUGGUGGUUGCUGUUGUUUUGCUUUAGAUUGAGGGCCAUCUUGCGACUGGUGCGCCGGGGUAGCAUUGUGCG